CGUGCUUUCACUCAGGAUUCUGCCUAUAAAACCAACGACAAAGACCCAAAAACUCCACAUCUGGAUCCUAAACAUCAAAAUCCAAAUAUGAGACAAGUCAUCGUUUUGCUGGUCGUUCUGUGCGUCUGUGACGGCGUGAAGUUUGGUCAGCUCUGUCAAGGAAACCCCAGCAACAGGAGGAGGACAUCCGACAGAUAUGGCCAAGGACACUACGGAGCCAGUCGGGGAGGCAGACUUCACAAAGGUGUGGACAUCGAGUGCAGCGACGGAUCCGUCGUCUACGCUCCGUUUGACGUCACCCUACACGGAAAACUCACAGUCUACACUGACCGUUCCAAGGCAGCCAUCAAUGAGGGCAUCAACCUCAGAGGAGAGGGUCACUGCUUCAAGCUGUUCUACGUGAGGCCGGACAAAACCACCGGAUCGGUGAGGAAGGGGGAGCGUAUCGGAACCAUGCUGCCCAUGCAGAGUGUUUACCCUGGAAUUACGUCACAUGUCCACGUCCAGAUGUGUGACAAAAGUGACCCCACUGCUAUGAUUUUUUAGUGGGACCAGAGCCAUGUCCUGUCACACCAGUCCAACCAGUCCAUAGGAUUCAGGAUUCAUAACUGAGUUACGGUAUAAAGGAUUAUUCUGAAUGGUUCCUUUUAUUUAGAACAUCUCAGGUUUUUAAUUUGACUUUCACCAGGUUUUGGAAACCUGUUUUAUGUAAUAAAAUAUUACAGAUAAUACCCAGAAAUAAAACUUUAAAAACUCAAAAAGUUUUUGAGUGUUUGCUGU
Cyprinodon variegatus (sheepshead minnow) is the source of this 780-nucleotide messenger RNA. It is a transcript of the gene lect2, whose product is annotated as leukocyte cell-derived chemotaxin 2. The record is from RefSeq and is a predicted model, not a curated record. NCBI's taxonomy places the organism in Eukaryota, Metazoa, Chordata, Actinopteri, Cyprinodontiformes, Cyprinodontidae. The transcript is spliced from 4 exons. Bases 88 to 546 code for a protein of 152 amino acids.